UGAUCUGCGGAUGUCUCACCCUCACUGGUCUGAGUCAGUCAGGUUUAGAUGAUCUGCAGCUUCAUGAUCGUACCAUGGCACGUUUCGUCCUGUGGACGGUUUAUUGUUGUUUGUUGUUUGGAAACGUUACAGGUGAGCUAUUGUGCAAAAGAGAACUUUUAAAAAGCAGUAACGUUUCUGCUGAGCUCCAGUCUGAUGUCCUGCUGCCGUGUAACUUCGAUCCGGUUCUCCUCGGAUCAAAUAAUACUGCAGAUGUAGCAGUAGUGUGGAAACAGAUAAACACAAAAACACACGGUUUACUGGAGAUCAGUCAGCAUGGAGUAGAGAGGUUCUGGAAUAAUAGAAAUGGACGUGUUAUGCAUUUUCCUAAGCUCUCUGCGUCAGGAAACUUCUCCAUCCUUCUUAAGAAAGUGCAGUCGUAUGAUCUGGGUCUCUACAGCUGUGAGCUUCAUCAUGGGACCAACUGCAGUAUUGGGUAUCAGGAGAUACAACUGAGUCAAGUUUCCCUGCCUCCAACAUCCAUCGACAUAAUAGCAGGAGCAGGCGCAGCAGCAGCUCUUCUGUGUUUAUUCCUAAUAUGUUCAUGUGAAAUAAGCAAUAAAAGAAAGCAGCAGUCACAGCCGCAGCCUGAGGGCAGGUGUGAAAACUGUCUCACAGAAGUGUGGGAUGUACACUCUACAAACUACAGACCAGCCAUAGCCGGGAUGAUAAAUGUCCAAGUAUUUAAUUGCUUUAUUUCUGUGACGUACACAGUGUAGGAUCAGAGAUACAAAUACAAAUCUAAAUCAUGAGUUGGAUCUUUUGUGUAAUGCUUUCAGACUUAACUGCGUAUUACUGAUGUGACGUUUACUAAAACAUGCAAUAAACCGUAUUGGGAAAAGGAAUUCUGCUGAUUUAUUUCUGAUGUGUGAUUUAAAUCUGCAAUACAAGAGGCCUAAAAGAUAUGAAAGCACUCCUCGCACCUCACCUCACCUUACGUCACAUUACCUUACCUCACACUGCACCACAUUACCACUGUUUCUCCAGCACAGCUCAGCUGGUCCCAC
Tachysurus vachellii is the source of this 1046-nucleotide messenger RNA. RefSeq lists its product as uncharacterized. The coding region runs from base 75 to 758 and encodes 227 amino acids. Gene Ontology annotation, cellular component: external side of plasma membrane. Gene Ontology annotation, biological process: cell surface receptor signaling pathway; T cell costimulation; cellular response to lipopolysaccharide. Lineage: Eukaryota; Metazoa; Chordata; Actinopteri; Siluriformes; Bagridae. The transcript has 5 exons. The record is from RefSeq and is a predicted model, not a curated record.